UUAACUACAAAGCUGCUUCCUUUGUAUCAAAAGUUGCAGAGAAUUCGUUUGUAUAUUAAACCCUUUCCCUUCAACAAUCCAGCUCAACAAUCCAUUUUAUUCUUCCUCCAUUGGAGCCCUUCCACAAGCUUUUCAUCACACCCAUGUGGGUUUGUUAGCGAUUCUCUCAAUUUGGGAGCAAAAAUCCAAAAAAAUGGAGUUCCCCAAUGGAUUCCUACGACGAAUUUUAGCGGCGGCGCUUCUGGGUUUGCCCUUUUUGGGUUCUGUUCUGGCGGAUCUGGCUUCCGACAGGGCGGCGCUGGUGGGUUUCCGCGCGGCGAUGGGUGGUCGGCCCCGAUUAGAGUGGAAUAUCUCCGAGGUAUCUCCCUGUUCUUGGGCUGGUGUUAGCUGUGGUAAGAAUGGGGUUUUUGAGCUCCGGCUUCCGGCUAUGGGGCUUUCCGGUGAACUUCCGGUGGGGCUUGGGAAUUUGACGCAGUUACAAACUCUGUCUCUGCGGUUUAAUGCUCUGUCUGGACGGAUUCCGGCGGAUUUUGCGAAUCUUCGUGGGUUGAGGAAUCUUUACUUGCAGGGGAAUUUGUUUUCCGGCGAGAUUCCGGCGUUUCUGUUCGAUUUGAAGAAUCUGGUUCGGUUGAACAUGGCGGACAAUAAUUUUUCAGGGGAGAUUUCAUCUGGGUUCAACAAUUUGUCCCGUUUGGCUACUCUGUAUUUACAGAACAAUCAGUUCACCGGAGUGGUUCCUGAGUUAAAUCUUCAUCUUGAACAAUUUAAUGUCUCGUUUAAUCGAUUGAACGGUUCGAUUCCGUCGAAGCUCUCUGGUUUUCCAGCGAGUGUUUUUGAGGGAAAUUUGCUCUGUGGGGCGCCAUUGUUGCUCUGCAACUCGACGGAGACGACCGAGCCAGGUCGAAAGUCGAAGCUCUCGGGUGGGACGAUUGCCGGAAUUGUGAUAGGAGGUUUGUUUGUUUUGGUAUUGAUUUUGGUUGUUUUGAUUCUUGUGUGUCAAAGAAAGAGGAAGGGGAAAUUGGAGUCGAAUGAGGGGGUUCGGUCGGCCGGUGAGGUUGAGGCGCCGGGGGAGAAGGCGGCGACAGUGGAAGGGAGUAGCGAAAGUAUAAACAUAGAUCAUUUAAUGGCACCGAAAUCGGUAGGGAAGGGCGGCGAGAGAGAUAAGAGAUUGGUGUUCUUUGGGAAUGUGGGGAAUGUGUUUGAUUUGGAGGAUUUGUUGAGGGCGUCUGCGGAGGUUCUCGGGAAGGGGACGUUCGGGACGGCGUAUAAGGCGACGCUGGAGACAGGGAUGGUGGUUGCUGUGAAGCGGUUGAAGGAGAUGACGGCGGCGGAGAAGGAGUUCAGGGAGAAGAUCGAGGAGGUGGGGAGAAUGAAGCAUGAGAAUUUGGUCCCUCUCCGAGCUUAUUAUUACAGCAGAGAGGAAAAGCUUUUAGUUUAUGAUUACAUGCUGAUGGGAAGCUUAUCUGCACUUCUACACGGUAGUAGUAGAGAGUCGGGAAGGACUCCGUUGAAUUGGGAAGCAAGGUGUGGCAUAGCGCUUGGAGUAAGCCACGGGAUUCAUUACCUUCAUUCUCAAGGCCCAACCAUCUCUCACGGCAACAUCAAGUCCUCAAACAUUCUCCUCACCCAAUCAUACGAAGCACGCGUAUCUGACUUCGGCCUCGCACAGCUAGCCAUGUCUCCUUCCGCUCCAAGUCGUGUCGCUGGGUACCGAGCCCCAGAGGUCACCGAUUCUCGAAAAGUAUCACAAAAAGCAGAUAUUUACAGCUUCGGAGUGCUAUUAUUAGAGAUGCUAACAGGAAAACCCCCUACACAUUCAAUCUUCAAUGACGAAGCGGUGGACCUUCCAAGAUGGGUCCAGUCAGUAGUUCAAGAGGAAUGGACAGCUGAAGUGUUUGAUGAACAACUUCUUAGGUACCAAAAUGUCGAGGAGGAGAUGGUUCAACUCUUGGAACUCGCUUUGCAAUGCACAGUCCCGUAUCCCGACAACCGUCCAGAAAUGGAUGAGAUCGUUCGACGAAUCGAAGAACUCUGUCUAUCGUCAUCACAAAAACAGAACGAGGGCAUCGACAAUGAUGAAAGUAAUGGUAUUUCUACGCCGUCAAAUUCUGCUCGAUAAGAAUUGAAAAAUAAUAGAAAAUCUAGAUAUUAUUCUUUUUUUCAUUAUAGUUUUCGAGUUUAUUAUACUUGUAAUUUUUAUACAUGUAUUUUUUGUUUUUGUUUUUAUUUUUAUUUUUAUUUCAUGUUCACAAAUCAAUGAAGUUCUCUAGUUGAUGUUUUCAUUUUUA
Cucurbita moschata (crookneck pumpkin) is the source of this 2288-nucleotide messenger RNA. Its product is annotated as probable inactive receptor kinase At1g48480. Lineage: Eukaryota; Viridiplantae; Streptophyta; Magnoliopsida; Cucurbitales; Cucurbitaceae. Gene Ontology annotation, molecular function: ATP binding; protein kinase activity; protein binding. The record is from RefSeq and is a predicted model, not a curated record. Bases 194 to 2119 code for a protein of 641 amino acids. The transcript has 2 exons. Gene Ontology annotation, biological process: protein phosphorylation.